UUUAUUUCUGAUUUAGUACUGCGUAACCAAAACAUCCCGUUUAGGACGGAAUUAAGUCUAUUUAAAAUGCUACGAUUUCGUAAGCGGCUUGAGAAAACUUCCGGUGAUUGAGAAGAGUAAACUUUGAUUUUUGAUGCAGUAGCAAGUUAAUAAAGUCAUGGGGCUUGCGGAGGAAGAGGUAUUGAUAAGGGAUGACUCUGGUCUCUUGCUAGAUGUUGGUGAAACAAGGGUACCAAAGUCACAAGAAUGGUCGAAAAAACUCAUGAAAACAUGCUGUCUCUCACUAGGAUUCUUAGCUUUGGGUUUAUGUGUGUCAAUUCCUGGCCCAACAUUACUUGACCUUGAGGACCAGGUCAAGGCCACAACAUUUCAGAUGAUGGUUAUAUUUGUUUCAAGGUCAAUAGGUUAUCUCCUAGGAGCGUUGCUAGGUGGAGUUCUGUUUGAUUGCUUUGAUAAACAACUCCUGAUGUUCUGCACUUUACUCCUUGCGUCUGUAGCAACUGUUGCUAUUCCAUGGAGUCUUACUAUGGUUGUCAUGGCAACAAUGUUUGCCCUGCAAGGGGUUACCAUGGGAGCACUUGACACAGGAGGCAAUGUGUUCUGUAUUCAGCUAUGGGGAAAGAAGAAUCCACCUUUCAUGCAGACUUUACACUUCGCAUUUGGAAUCGGAGCAUUUGUAGCCCCACUUCUGGCGAAACCAUUCCUAUCUCAUGUAGAUAUGCAACGCAAUGCCACCAGUAUUGUUCAAGGAAAUAUUCCUGUAGCCCCUUUCCUGACAAAUAAUUUGCAUGCAAAUAUUACCUUGAGGUCCCUGGAUUCAUUACAGGCAGAAUUCAAUAGACCUGUAAGAGAUUUUUUUGAAAGUCCUAACAGAUUGAAACAAAAACAAAAAAGAGAUACCUUCUCUGAAAGAGGCUCUUUGAAACUCAUGGAUAGUUUUCAGUACUUGCAACCACAUGGAGGUUUGCCUGAACAGUUAGGCGGUAGAUUGAAAAGGGAUUCGGGAAAUGAUGAAGAUGAAAAUACUGGAAUGUGGAGAUGGAAGAGACAACAUCAGUUAUCAAGGCGACAAGUGACCGGUCAAAAUGAGAGCGGACCUAAUGCAGGCACAACAACAACAACAAAUUCAAAUAUAAAUACAAAACUAGUAGACAAUUCGAAUGCAGAAAAAGCUAAUGAGACUGAAAAAUUAGGCACAGAAUCUACUAAAGGUGAUACAGUUAGCCCUGAAAACUCAGAAGAGAAUAAAGUAAAAGAAUCUGACAAGCUGGUUCAAGUCAAUCUUACAGAUGUUAAAUCAAGUACAGAUAAAACUAUUACUCAGAAUGCAAACAUCUCGUUAGCAUCUAAAGUCAAAAGUAAUGUCACAGUUACAGUAAAUAGAACUGAUAGUAAUACAAGUACCAGUGUGACUACAUUGCUAACUACACCACCGACAACCACCGAAGUGAAAAGCGAAGAGCAAGUUCAUAAACCAAGUGCUGCCACUGAUAGUAAUAGAAAACCCGAUACAGCUGAUGGUAAACCUAUUGCUAAACAUUUAGAUGAGCAUAAAAUACCUGUACCUGUUAAUGAAGAUGAAGAUGAUGAAAAUGCUCCUAGUACGACUAAGAAAGAACUGACAAGCACAAAGCUGCCUGAUUUAGACAAAGAUAAAACAGUCAAUGAAUCCGCACUGGUUGGUAAUCAUACUUCUACAGACCAAAUUAAUGCUACUAGUGGAAAUAAUUCUGGUGAAGCGAAUAUUACCCAAGCUUCCAGUGAAACAAAUACAUUUAACACAAGUAAUCAUGAGAGUGUAACAAGUACUGUGUCUACAUUAAAACAAACGGAGGUCUCUGAACCAGCAAUAGAAAAAGAAAAAGAGUCACUUGGUCCCCAGUCUAAUAUGAAACUAAAUACAACUACCGCAAAACCUACAACAACAUCAAGUACAAAGAAGCUAACGACUACUACCUUACCGCCAACUACAACAACAACUACAGAAAAGACAACUACAACAAAGAAGGCUACAACAACAACAACAAUAAAAGCUACAACAACAACAAGUAAGAAAACUACAACAGAGAAAAUAACAAACAUCAGAAAAGGUUAGACAACGAUGAAAUUAACACCAGCGCCAACAACAACAACAAAAUCAACAGAGCCAAGUACAAGAAAAAUAACACCAGCAACAAAACAACCAACUACGUUGAAGACUGUUCAACCUGAUGUGAAAAUUACGCCAACACCGGAAAUAUUCAGUACUAAUUCAACUGUUAAUGUUCUAUCAAUCACAAACGCUUCGAUCCCAAAUGAUAAAGUGAGUACAACUGAAGUAUCAAAGAAGCCCCAAUCUGCUGUCGACAGUUUCCUGCAUAAUGCAAUACAUGCUGUGAAAAAUAUAUCCAGAAUUCAGUUUGCUUACUUAAGUAUCGGCAUUGCAUUAUUUCUAAUUGCCAUUUUAUUUCUAGUGUUAUACUGCACGGAUAAGAGACGUCUAACCCCCGACAGAGACUUUGAUGAACUGGAGCGAUUCAAAGCCUCGGUUACAUGUUCCAAAGCCAGCUUGAUCUUUUUAUUAGGGGUUUUCUUUUUCUGUUACAUGGGAUUAGAGGUAACAUUUGGUGCUUUAGUAACAACAUUUGCUGUAGACUUUAACAAAUGGCCUAAGGAGCAGGGUGCAAUGGCAGCUGCAAUAUUUUGGGGUUCGCUUGCAACAGGAAGAGGACUUUCAAUCUUUUUCUCGAGAUGUUGCGGUCCCACUGUCAUGUUGGUGUUUGACAUGAUAUUUAUGAUUAUUGGAGGACUAGUGCUUUCAAUAGGGAUUCAUUUCUAUGAUAAACUUCUGUGGCUAGGAACACUGAUUCUCGGCCUCGGAAUGUCAUCAGCUUUUCCAGCAGGAAUUUCAUGGGCGCAGAAAUAUUUUCACCUUACUGGAAAAUCCACAGCCGUUUUUGUGAUAGGUUCUGCACUGGGACAAAUGAUUGUCCCAGUUAUUACAGGGUACUUUUAUGAAUACAAGGGUUCAAUUAUUUUAAUGUACACUACUUUAGCUUUAAGCAUAAUGAUUUUAGUAAUUUUCAUUCUCAUGCAAUGUGUUGCAAGAAAAAGGGGAGUAACUCUGAAGGUGAAUGAGAGAAAUGGAUUCCUUCCCCUUGAAGAUGUUGAUGAUGAAAAUGAUGAAACUUUAGAGAUGGAUGAUUUAAUUCAUUUUGACAAGUCACAAGCAAGGAAGAGGCGUGAUAAAAGAGGGGGAGGUGAUGCAGAAUAUCAUACCCUGAUAUCUGACCUCGAUGAUGACUAAACUUUUGAUGACUUUUUGUCACAAUUGUACAUAAUAUGUUGUUAUUGUUGUUACGCAAUCUUUACGCAAUUUGUAAAUUUUAUUUUGUUUUUAAAGCAUUUGUUUAUGAUCGAGUUCUGUUAUGAAAUUUUGAACACGUGGUCUUUGUGCAAAUUAUGUUGUGUUGGUCAAAAUAAAGCAAAAAAGAUGUUGUCCUAGCUUAGACCAAAUAGUGAUUAUUUAGUUUUGUGUAUGUUAAAAAAUAAUAUUUUUUCAACCUUUACCUUCACAAUGUCAUGGGAUAAAAAAAAGUUAAUAAUUUUGAAAUGAAAUUUUGGGAAUUUUGAGAUAGAAAUAUUAUAUACCUUUACCCUCACAAUGUCAUGUAGUUAUAAAUUAUGAUGUGAAAUACAGAAGUACAUAGUAACA
Messenger RNA from Ruditapes philippinarum (Manila clam), 3694 nucleotides. RefSeq lists its product as uncharacterized. The record is from RefSeq and is a predicted model, not a curated record. Gene Ontology annotation, biological process: transmembrane transport. Lineage: Eukaryota; Metazoa; Mollusca; Bivalvia; Venerida; Veneridae.